Molecule: messenger RNA, 2381 nt
Organism: Phoenix dactylifera (date palm)
Lineage: Eukaryota; Viridiplantae; Streptophyta; Magnoliopsida; Arecales; Arecaceae
Gene: ACX2
Product: acyl-CoA oxidase 2
Biological process (GO): lipid homeostasis; fatty acid beta-oxidation using acyl-CoA oxidase
Cellular component (GO): peroxisome
Molecular function (GO): FAD binding; acyl-CoA oxidase activity; fatty acid binding
Source: RefSeq, a predicted model, not a curated record
AACCCUCCUCGCUUCCUUCUGUCUUUCCCGACCACGAUGGACGACCCGACGCCCGACGGCGACUCCUCCCCGGCGGUCCGCCGCAUCCGGCAGCUCUUACUCCACAUCCGCCACCCCUCUGCUCCCUCCCCUUCAUCCGUCGCUGGCGAGGGACAGCUGGCGGCGCUCCCCUGCGGCAGCCGGGAGAACAAGGUGGCGGCGGUGAGCGUGGCGGAGCUGGCGCAGUACAUGAGGGGGAGGCACCGGGAGAUCCAGGAAAGGGUAUUCGAGUUCUUCCGGUCCCGGCCGGACCUCCAGACGCCGGUGGAGAUCUCCACUGCCGACCACCGCGAGCUCUGCAUGCGCCAGCUCACCGCCCUCGUCCGGGACGCCGGAAUCCGCCCCUUCCGCUACGUCCUUGAGGAUCCCUCCCUCUAUUUCGCCAUCUCCGAGGCCGCCGGCGGGAUCGACAUCUCUCUCGGGAUCAAGAUGGGCGUCCAGUACAGCCUUUGGGGAGGCUCAGUGAUCAACCUAGGAACCAAAAAACACAGGGAUAAAUACUUUGAUGGAAUUGACAAUUUGGACUAUCCUGGUUGCUUUGCUAUGACAGAACUUCAUCAUGGCUCCAAUGUUCAAGGCCUUCAAACAACUGCCACCUUUGAUCCUGUCACUGAUGAGUUUGUAAUCAACACACCAAAUGAUGGAGCCAUCAAGUGGUGGAUUGGAAAUGCUGCAGUCCAUGGAAAAUUUGCAACUGUUUUUGCAAAGUUGAUUUUGCCUCUCCAAGGAAUGGGAGGAGGUUCUGCUGAUAUGGGUGUUCAUGCUUUCAUUAUUCCCAUAAGAGACCUUGAAACCCAUUCUGUUCUUCCUGGGAUUGAAAUAAAUGAUUGUGGCCACAAAAUUGGCCUAAAUGGUGUAGACAAUGGUGCAUUGCGGUUCCACUCUGUGAGGAUUCCUCGAGAUAAUCUUCUUAACCGAUUUGGAGAUGUUUCACGUGAUGGGAAGUACACUAGCAGCCUCCCAUCCAUCAAUAAAAGGUUUGCGGCUACCCUAGGAGAACUUGUUGGAGGGAGGGUUGGCCUUGCAUACUCCUCUGUGGGUGUUCUGAAAAUAGCAGUUACUAUUGCUGUGAGAUAUUCUUUGCUUCGCCAGCAAUUUGGUCCUCCCAAGAAGCCAGAGGUCAGUAUAUUGGAUUACCAGUCUCAGCAGCACAAACUCAUGCCAAUGUUGGCAUCAACAUAUGCCUUCCACUUCGCUACUCUGUAUUUGGUGGAUAAGUACUCUGAGAUGAAGAAAUCACAUGAGGAUGAAGCUGUUAGUGAUGUUCAUACUCUUUCAGCAGGCCUCAAAGCUUAUAUCACAUCAUAUACUGCUAAGUCACUGAGCACAUGUCGAGAAGCCUGUGGUGGUCAUGGUUAUGCAGCUGUGAACCGUUUUGGUACCUUGCGGAAUGACCAUGACAUAUUUCAGACAUUUGAAGGGGACAACACAGUUCUUCUGCAGCAGGUUGCCAUAGACCUCUUGAAGCAGUACAAGGAAAAAUUUCAAGGAGGGACUCUCACAGCUACAUGGAGUUACUUGAGAGAGUCCAUGGCUUCAUAUUUAUCCCAACCAAAUCCUCUGACUGCUCGCUGGGAAAGAGAAGACCAUUUGCGAGAUCCUAAGUUCCAGCUGGAUGCAUUUAGAUACCGAACAUCACGAUUACUUCAAACUGUUGCCGUACGGCUGCAAAAACAUUCCACGAGACUUGGAGGCUUUGGAGCAUGGAACAGAUGUUUAAAUCACCUGCUGACACUUGCAGAGUCACACAUCGAGUCAAUCAUCCUGGCAAAGUUCAUCAACUCUGUACAAAGCUGUCCUGAUAAGAAUACACGUCAUGUUCUGAAGCUAGUCUGUGACUUAUAUGCAUUGGAUCGUAUAUGGCACUAUAAUGGAACAUAUCGUAAUGACGACUACGUGGCCCCAAACAAAGCAAAGGCAAUUCACAAGCUGACAGAGUACCUGAGUUUCCAGGUGAGAGGGGUUGCUAGAGAACUUGUUGAUGCAUUUGAUCUUCCCGAUUAUGUCACCCGUGCUCCUAUUGGCAUGUCAUCGGAAGCAUAUGCUCACUACACACAGUACGCGGGCUUCUAGUUGGGAAUGGCAGCACGCCACAAAGCAAGCCAUAUGUAUAAGGGUACUGUCUGAAGAAGCUCCGUUAUCUCUUGCUGAAUAAAAACCACGCAUCAGAUCACUAGUUAAACUAAUAUGGUUUCAGUGGUUUUUAUAUACUUAAAACACUCGUGGAUAAAGUGAUUGGCUGACUUUCCAAUCAAUCAUGUAUGAUAUAUUUUUGAAUACAGUGUAAAUCUAAAGGUUCAUCAACAUAGCGAAUGGAAAUUCUUUUAUCUUUUCCUGACUCA